GUCAGCCCAUGUGUUUAAUCAGAGAGUAGUGGGCUGUGCUUUGACUGUUACAAAGUGCAGAGAGCACUAACAGACAGAGGCAUAGGAGGUAAUCCAAAGAAUCUAAGGCUGCCAUGUAUCGGACACGAAGCAAGAGGAUUCUAAAUGGGCAAGGGUUAGUGAGAAAAUAAAGGGCAGAAAUUUCACAGGGAUAGCGAUAGAGAGAGCUUGAAAAGGAGAAGUGGUAAAUUCGGACUAUAAAUACAGAAUAUAUGAGUGCAGCGAGCUAGAGAGACAGUCAGAGGCAGAGUCCGCUGGCAAGAGAAAGAUUCAAGUCUAAGGUAUGUAAGAAGUGAGUGGCUUCACAGCAGAACAAGGGACUGUGAGCUGGAUGAAGAGAGAGCAGCACAAAGCCUGACAAUCCGAGAGACUGCUCACAGAAUUGUGAAAAAUGGGACUGCAUUAGACGGCAGUGCUUCAGCACUUUGCUAGAAGACUGAAAUGAGAAGAGGACAGAUUAAAAGGGCCAAUAACUGAAGAAUCCCAACAGCUUCAUGUCAUGAUAAUGGGAGGCGCAGGCUGGCGAGAUUCCUGGUUGGUGCUUCUCUGUGCUGGGAUACUGUCAGUGACGGACACUCAGGAAUCCCUGUGUCCCAAACCAGGUAACGCUGAACUUCAACUUGUGGCUUAUAACCAUAGCAGACCCCGUGCUUACUGCCACUCUUAAAUUGUUAGCAUUUGUCCUUGCUGUGUUUUGAUGGACUUCCCUCGCUUUUCUCACUAAGCCUAUUUAUUACAGCUUUUUUUUUCUGUUUUGCUUAUUGUAGCAACUUUCAAAAGUACCCUGGGUUAUCUCUAUAAUCGAAUAGCGGUGCUGCAUUAUUGAACAAUACAUACCUUGUGUUUGUUACGUAUCUAAAUGAUAUGAGAAUAGACCUGCUCUCCGCACCUGCACUAUGCGCAAAAGAUUUCAAAGUAGAACUUUCACUUCCCAAAAUGUUGAAUCUUACGUUUAUUUGAUCUUCUAUUCAACUGAUAUCAUGGGGAAAAUACAGUUAAAAGUAGAAAUCCACACGACUUUAUCCUGUAAAGGGGCUACUCCACGUUAGCUCCCUGUCAAUUGUCGUUAUAAGGUCAGUUCUUUGCUCCUGGCAGUCAGCAUAGAGAAAGCAUACAGAGAAGAGGGGGAAUUAGAGAAUGUUGCUAUUUCUCCUCUUCAUUUGCACUUUUCCCCUUUGUUUUGCCUUGUCUGGACUGGAUCAUAAUAUUAUUUGCUAACUCUUGUAAGAAAUAAUGUAAGAAAAAAAGAUCAGUUUAUGAAAAAAUCAAUUAACACAAGUUAUAGAUGAUUUUCAAUGUUUUUAUUCAAAGAGGUAACAAGUAAUGUAAAAAGUGACAGUUCUCCUUUAAUAUCCAGUAUUCUAUAGGACCAUACAGUUUCAUGUUCUUAUAGGAGUACCUGCCACAAAAUGCUUAAAGGAACACUAAAGUGUUAGGAAUAUAAAACUGUACUACUCAUACUCAAGCGUUCCUCUGCAGCCCCCUUCAUCCCGCUGGCAGAAAAAAAAUAAUAAUAAUUUUUACACUCAUCUUAUUCCAGGGCCGAGGUCUGCGUGCUCCAUCUCUUCCUCCUUCAAAGUCAGCGCCGAGGGGGGAAUGUAAUGCACAUGCGCGUCCAGUGCCACAUGCGCAUUAAGCCUUUCCCUUUGAUAAAAUGCUUUCUUAUGGGGGAUUUGAAGAUGCUGGAUGUCCUUAUACAAACCGUGAGAACGUAACCCGUAAGAAGCACCACUAGAGGCAGUCUUAACCCUGCAAUAUAAACAUUGCAGUCUCUCUGUCAUUGCUGUGUUUUAGAUCACAGGGUUAAGUAGACAGGAAGAGUUCUUCCAGAGCCAUUUCAGUGAGACAAAGUGGUCUGGGUGCCUAUAAGUUUUCCUUUGCGUAAUUUGCAAAGACCCCAGAUUUUUACUUAUCUGAGCCUGUCCCUUGCGGCGGCGUCAUCCUCUUUUGGCCAGUCCCUUUUUUUUUCUCCUGACCCUUCAGCUGCCAUAAGCUGACGUCACUGCAGUACUCUCGCACAUGCAUGAGGGAUUGACAUUUCUAGACGGCGGUAGCUCUGCCCAGUGUCUAGAAGGGUCAGGCAUAGGAAAUAUACAGAGACAAAGCAGUCCCUAGUUUGUCUGAGUAUAUCUCUUUACUGGGUUGGAAUUUCAGUGAAAUACAAUACAAGUAUUUCACAAAGAUUCUAUGUUUAUGAAAUACAAAUUUUGUGUGUGUGGGAGACAGUGUCGCUUUAACAUCUAGUCUUACAAUGCGAGAGGCUGCCACAGUAUCUAUAUAUUGCAUCCUAGUUGCACAAUGGGAGAUAACCCCAAAAGAAUCUUACAAUUCACUGAUAUACUUGGAUAUCCUGUACAAACAAGCAUACAAUCUACAGGUACAAUGGAUAACUUGUACCAAUAAGCUUUCAAUCCUGUGUUAAUAUUAAAUACUGACACAAGGAGCUUACAGUUCUCUGCUAUCUUAUUCCUAUAAAAUGUGCAAUUUAAUUGGUCAACUAGCGACAAAUAUUUUCUAUUACACAACAUUUAAUGCACAGUGAUUUCUCGUUAGCCAUGUAUUUGACGACUGAUAAAGAGGCCCUACAAGAUUCAUCAUGUGCAUGCAUUAAAUAAAUGUAUGGUGUGUGUAUAUUAUGCGUAUUCACACGGGCACAAAUCAGCAUAUUUAUCAAUACCCAGGACAUACUUGAAAACGAGAGAAAUCUCAAUGUAUCCUUUCUGGUAAAAUAUUUUAUAAAUAAAUAAAACUAUACCAGAGCGGGAAUUGUUUACUUAUAGAGCUGAGAGAGGGGACACUGUGUGCUCUGUGCAAUGGUCCAAAGGUCACCUAUGCAGGACAACAGAGCUUUUUUUUUUUUUUUUUUAAAUGCGUCUACUCUUGUAGCUUGCUAGUAGUUCUCUAUCUAUGAAAACAGAUUUCCUUCUGCAUAUGGUAGCUAUAAUUGUGGCUUCGCUCUGCAAAGAGGAUCUUGCUCUCAGUUCCACAGAAGUGCGUGUGUCGAAUUUGUUGCACUCAUCUCUCGGGCGCUGACAGAUGUUUUUAAGUUUCCAGUAUGUAAAUUGAGGAGACGGUGGAUGUGGGCUGAUUUGCAUAGCACAAUGUUCUCCGGGGUGCAUCCUGCACACCGCGCUUGGGCACCGGACUGUUUUGUGGCGAAGCCACCACGUGUGGAUAUAGCUGUUGAUACGCGUGUAGUUCUUGUUAAACACCUGGCCUAACUUAAAUGUAAAAAAUAAAUAAAAAAAAUAAGCAGAAUUUUUAAUUCUUUUAACUGAAAUAAAUAAGGCAGAAUUGCAUGAAAAAAGUACAUUACUGUCAAUAUAUUAUGUUUGCUUUUAAGUACAACAGAAGUGGCACUUUCUGUCUCAUAAAAGAGCUUCUUUUUUUAAAGUAUUUUUCGAUGUAACUUUCCAUUUGAUUUAAAAAAGUACUUAAAGAAGUACUGCCACUCUUAGGGUCUUUGUGUUACACAAAUUGUGUAUUUUACAAAGACCCCUUGGGUGAAAUGCUACUUGUACUGAUUUUUCGGUGGGGUGUGGAGAAGAUUGUGGUCCUGUAGAAUGCCUAUUUUAUAGGCUUGCUCUGUUGUAGUUUUCCAGGAGCAGAACAGUCACCAUAGGUAUUCAGGUAGAGUUUGGGCUACCAACAAGCGUCGUGACACCAGGAGGGAGCAGAUUGGUGUAUCUGACUACCUCCAAUCAUUGUUGAAGGCCUUAAAAUGGUGGGAUAUUUAUGCGCUGUACAUUUUCUUGUGCGUAAAUCUGUUGUAUGAAGUGCUAGUACUUUCCUUUUUCUAUUUUUUAUCAAUCAAUAUUUUAUUAAGGUUUACAUAAGACACAUGAUAUUAGGCAUGUGCAUGGGGAAAAUAUUCGGCUCGGUUCGGCAUUCCGAAAUUCGGGACUUCGGCAAUUCGUCACUUCGGCCACUUCAGAACUUUGGCCACUUCAGAACUUCAGCACUUUGGUACUUCGGCACUUUGGCAACUUCGGCAUUUCUCUUGCAGCCGCUUGGUAGAUAACUCCCUAAUUCCCACAGUAUUAGGGAGUUAUCUACCACAAGGCUGAAAGACCUAAAUUGGUCUUUCAGCCACAUUUACUAAUACUAAGUAAAAAUUACUUAGUAUUAGUAAAUAUUGUCCCUACUCGCUAUACUGCGAGUAGGGGCAUGUCUAUUAAACAGUGAGCAGCCUGUGGUCCCCCCUCCUGAGCUUUUAAACUAUUGCCCCCCCUGGCCCCCACCCCUGAGCGGCGGGUGGGGGCCCUAAAUAAAAAUUGGGGGGGACCUAAUGUCCUCCCCCUGGCCCCCACCCUGAGCGGUGGGUGGGGGCCCUAAACUAGAAUAAGGGGGGACCUAAUGUCCUCCCCCAUGGCCCCCACCCCUGAGUGGUGGGUGGGGGCCCUAAACCAGAAUAAGGGGGGGGACCUAAUUUCCUCCCCCUUGGCGGCGGGUGGGUGCCCUAAAUACAAAUUGGGGGGGGGACCUAUUGUCAUCCCCCUGGCCCCCACCCCUGAGCGGUGGGGGGGGGACCUAAUGACCUCCCCCCUGGCCCUCACCCCUGAGCGGUGGGUGGGGGCCCUAAAUACAAACUGUGGGGGACCUAAUGUCCUCCCCCCUGGUCCCCACCCCUGAGCGAUGGGUGGGGGCCCUAAAUAGAAAUUGGGGGUGGACUUAUUGUCCUCCCCCUUGGCCCCCACCCCUGAGCGGCAGGUGGGGGCCCUAAAUACAAAUUGGGGGGGCUAUUGUCCUCCUCCCCCUGGCCCCCACCCCUGAGCGAUGGGUGGGGGCCCUAAACACAAAUUGGGGGGGGACCUAAUGUCCUCCCCCCUGGCCCCGACCCCUGAGCGGCAGGUGGGGGCCCUAAAUACAAAUGUAACCCCCCUCCCCACAGGUGACUAGGGGUCCCCAAACCCCUUGUCCACCCCAUCCCCCCAAAAAUUAACCCCUACCUACCCCCCUCACCCUACAAAUAAUAUGGGGGUGGGACCUAUAAAUAAGUACCUGUAAAAAUAAAAAUAAACUUACCAUUUGAUGUUUUCUUUCUUCUAAAAUCUUCUUUUUCAGCCCCAAAAAAGGCCAAAUAAAAAUUGAAUGAGUUAUUAUGAAAAUUGAGUGUUAUGAGUCAAAUUACACAGCGUGGGAAAAUUCCAAAGAACUUGCUGUUCCGCAGAGUAACUGAUCCGUGCGUUCUGCAGCUGAAACUCCACUAUCGCCUGCUGCUGCUCGCACAGUCUCUCCAGCAUGUGCAAGGUGGAAGAGACUACUAGUGGAAAGUCGGGGAGAAAAGGAGACCACUAAGGGAGGUCGGGGGGAGAGGAGAGACCACUAAGGGGCAGGGGAGAUCUCUAAGGAAUGGAAGGGAGAGCUCUAUAGGACAGGGGGACAGGGAGCUCUUUCACACCACACGCGCACACACACACACACAAUGCAUCCCUAUACACACAGUAACACAACAUGCUUCCCUUACACACAGAGAAACACACAAUGCAACCCUUACACAUAAAGACAAUGCAUCCUUUGCACAUAUACACAGAACACACACAAUGCAUCCCUUACACACACAUGCAAACACACACUGUUUCUCUUACACACAAACACAGAAACACAAUGCAUCUCUUACACACACUCAACACACCCCUUACAGACACACACACUGCAUCCCUUACAUACACAGAAACAUACUUUGCAUCCCUUAUGCAUACAAACACAGAUUCACACAAUGCAUCCCUAACACACAACAAGAAACACACAAUACAUCCCUUAUACACAAACACUCACUGCUUUCUAUCCCUUACACAAACAACACUGCAUCACCUACACAAACUGGUAUCCCUAUACACUACAUUCCGUAAGCACACACAUUAGAUCCUCUACAGUAACACAUAACACAUCCCCUACACACUCUACUCCCUGUGAGUUCAUGGGUGGAACAUGUAAGUGGCCUUAUGGGUGGGCUUUAUGGGCAUACUCACCGUCAGGCCCUGGGGCCCAGACCUUGAGCUAUGUAAGAGGCCCCCAAAAAUGGAGCUGCUUCCCGUUCUCCCAGAACAUUGAAUUUUGUGACCACAGUUACAAACAGCCUCCAGAGAUCCUGUUCUACACCAGACCAGUGGAGCCAGACUGCAGCCAGAGCCCAUCACCAUCCUCAUCUGAUUGUAAGUAGGCAAUCUAGUAUAUUAUUAGUGACACUAAUCUCUAAUUUACCUCACAUUAAAUGGACACUAUAUUCCCCAGAACCACUGCAGCUUAAUAAAGUUGUUCUGGUGUCUAUAGUUUGUCCCUGCAGACUUUUUAAUGUAAACACACACUGUGUGCAGCACUGGCAUUAGUUCAUAUGGGUGGGGCAUUGCGAUGUUCCAGGGGGGGUGGCAAAUCUUUCUUUUGCCUAGGGCGGCAAAAAUCCUUGCACCGGCCCUGCCAACAGGUUUUUAAAACAUUCCAUCUCCACCAGACUGAAUGACAGCAUUUCAAAGGCCAGGAAUUUUGAAAUGCUGGCAUUCAGGACCAGGGAUUGCUGGUGGGUAGGGGGGUACUUCCUCUUUCUCUCCAGUGUUUGGGAGAUGGACAGCUGAACGCUUCCAUGGGACUGUGUGGAGAUGCCUGGGGACGGUGGCGGACGUGGUGGCGUUGCUGCCACAUCCUCUGUUUGCGGGGUGGCAGGUGCCACUGUCACUCCAGAGGUGGAGGAAGAGGCCAAAACAGCAGCAGAAGAGGAAGCAGGAAGAGCCUGAGACCUUUCUUGGUUUUUGAGGUGCUUACUCCACUGCAGCUCUUGCUUUGCAUGUAGAUGCCUGGUCAUGCAGAUUGUGCUCAGGUUUAGAACGUUUAUGCCUCGCUUCAGGCUCUGAUUGCACAGCAACCAGCGACGACAGCCUCUUCAUCCAAACUGGACACGUCACUCGCAUGACCUUGAUUCCAUGUGGGGUGUAGGAUCUCAUCAUCCUCCACAUCAUCUUCCACCCACUCCUCAACCCUGCCCUCCUUGCUGGUUGUCAGGUUCUUACCUGAUGGGGAGUCUGGCUCGCAGAGUUAUACGCUCACCCUUGCAAAGUAGACACAGACCAGGGUGACCAGGUAAGACGCCACCUGAUCUGUGAGUCUGUGCACGGGGGCUUUCCAGGAAUAGUGCUCCAAGUAGCAGUACAGCAGGGAUUAGCAGAAGCGUAGUCAAGGAAAGCCAAAGUCAGGGGAAGCCAGAGAUCAGAGUAGUCCAGGAGGAAAGCCAAGGUCAGAAGCCGGAAUCAGACAGGAAAUACUGGAACGCUGAUAUGGCAAGACAGGAACCAAACAAGGAAACCAGAGUCAAUGAACUGACACUGCCCUCAGGGAGAGGCAGUGUCUUAUACCUGGCUAAUUGGUGAUCAGCCACAGGUGUGCUGAGAUCAUUGGAGCAGCCACAGAAUAACGUCCAGCCCCCAGUGCUGGGUACAAGGCAAGAUAGACUUCUGGCUAUCUCUUGAGCUGAUAUGGUGGCUCAGAGGCAAAAUAGCAGCCCCAGGACUGCAAAGUACCCUGGUUCAAGUCCAUCACCGGGCACUUCUGGGGCGACCUCGUCUGGCCGUCGGGAUGUCACGGUGAGAACCGUGACACUGGUCUGCACACUGCAGAAAGCCACAGCAGUUGGCACCUGUGUUUUGUCAUCAUCAGAGACGUGCUGUGGUGGUCCUCGCAUGUCCACAUCCUGAAACAUAAGUGGUUGUACAUCAGUGCACUCAAUCUCUUCCACUUCUGGGGCAGGGCUAGGUGGAUGGCCCAUGGAAACCCCUCCAGCAGAGUCAUCAGAAAGCUGAGAGACUGCUGCAUGACUUGCGGUUCUCUUUGAAUCUCAGAUAUGAAGUGCACCGUAGGCAGCAAAUGUACUAUUUAGCACCCAAAAAAUUUGAAUUUUUCAAAGUGCGAUAUAACCACAGUAUUUGACGGUUCUAUUUGACUCAGAUAUGAAGUGCACGCCCCAAAUUAACUUUUUAGCACCAAAGAAAUUAGUAUUUUUUAAAGUGCGAUGUAACCACAGUAUUUGACGGUUCUAUUUGACUCUCAGAUAUGAAGUGCACGCCCCAAAUUAACUUUUUUGCACCAAAGAAAUGUAAAUUUUUCAAAAUGCUAUGUAACCACAGUAUUUGACGAUUCUAUUUGACUCUCAGAUAUGAAGUGCACCACAGGCCGCAAAUGUACUAUUUAGAACCCAAAAAAUUUGAAUUUUUCAAAGUGCGGUGUAACCACAGUAUUUGACGGUUCUAUUUGACUCUCAGAUAUGAAGUGCAUGCCCCUAAUUAACUUUUUAGCACCAAAGAAAUGUCAAUUUUUCAAAAUGCGAUGUAACCACAGUAAUUGACAGUUCUAUUUGACUCUCAGAUAUGAAGUGCACGCCCCAAAUUUACUUUUUAGCACCAAAAAAAUUUGAAUUUUUAACAGUGCGAUGUAACCACAGUAUUUGACGGUUCUAUUUGACUCUCAGAUAUGAAGUGCACGGCCCAAAUUUACUUUUUAUCACCAAAAAAUUAGAAUUUUUAAAAGUGCGAUGUAACCACAGUAUUUGAUGGUUCUAUUUGACUCUCAGAUAUGAAGUGCACGCCCCAAAUUUACUUUUUAGCACCAAAAAAAUUUGAAUUUUUAACAGUGCGAUGUAACCACAGUAUUUGACGGUUCUAUUUGACUCUCAGAUAUGAAGUGCACGGCCCAAAUUUACUUUUUAUCACCAAAAAAUUAGAAUUUUUAAAAGUGCGAUGUAACCACAGUAUUUGAUGGUUCUAUUUGACUCUCAGAUAUGAAGUGCACGCCACAAAUGUACUUUUUAGCACCAAAAAUUUGUGAAUUUGUUAAACUGCAAUGUCACAGCAGUAUUUAAAAAUGCCUAGAUGUUGCCCACUGAGCUACCAGAACAGGAUUAAAGUAAUGUGCCUGGCAGACAUGCAGUUGCAAGUGCCCACCUAACAAACAGACUGAUUGCUUAUUUCUCUGUGGCACUGGGCUCAGGACAGGGUACAAAAAUGUAGUAUAUCACAAAAAUAAUCGCUGUAGUUUGCAGAUUCAACACCAGAAUUCUUUCCUAAUCUGCCCCUCACAGCUGCAGCAUCCUCUCCCUACACUAAUAAGAGCUCAUGUGACUCCAGCUUAUAUAGAGGCUGGGUCACAUGCUGCACUGACCAAUCACAGCCAUGCCAUUAGUAGGGCAGCCAAUCAACAAGCGUUUGACUCGUAGGCAUGGCACACGAGUCAAACACUUGUUGAUUGGCUGCCCUGCAGCUUUUCAAAACGCGCCAUUAAAUUGCCGAACACAGAACUCGAACCCGAACCCGAACUGUUACUGAAAUGUCUGGGCUCGGGUUCGGGGUCAAAAAAUCGUAAUGUUUGGUACGAACCCGAACUUUACAGUUUGGGUUCGCUCAUCUCUAGUUAUGAUAGUCAGUCAAUCAAUGCCUAAAUAGUUGAAGGUGCUACAAAAAUGUUGGGCAACAUGGUAGACUUCACUGAAAUCAACAGAAUGCAUGUAAUGGGCACCUCUAUGCUUCCCAAGCCUGCAUCUCCAGGUCCAGGCUCUUAUAGAAACCACCGCACUAUGUCCAUUGACCCCACCACGCCAUGUCAAGAGCUCGAUAUAGUCCCACAAAACUAGAUGGUGUGCAGGCUAGUGCCCUCUUUGGAUACUUCCCCAGAAUGAAGAUGUCUGGGCCUCAGUUGGCUUGAUUGUAGAUAAGGUAGGUUGGAGUUCCUGUUCAUCAAGUCUCCAUCAGUAUCUAUUGCAGAUAUCCAAUGCGAGGGCCUCUCCCCAUUGUGUCUCCUCUAAAGAUGUCCGUGACACUGCCAAAUAGACGACCAUCUUAGGUUGCUCAGAUUGGUGCUGUAGCAAACAGGUUGUCCAGAAGUGAGGUAGCUGCAUUGAUGGGCAAUGAUGAAAAGGGAGGGGGUCAUGGCUCAGGUGAUCAAUUGUGGGUACCCAUGCACGACCUGUCCAGGUGGUCGGUUGCUACUCCGUUUCAGGGUGUCGACUAGGCCGUACCACCUGGAACUCAACAGCUUCAGUAAAUUGCCACAUAGAGACUUGAUUACAGAUUGCUCAGUACUCCUUUAAAUAUAUUUGCGGGUCAUUAGAUGGAUCGGGAACCAGGGCAUUCCUGGAACCAUAACCACGACAGUGCACUAAAGUGGUUAUGGUGCUUGAUACUUAGUAUUACAUUUAUAAUCUAGUGCACAACACCACAAAAAAUGGGCUAAAAUGGUACUAAUGGUUAGUUUACCUCCAAUCUUUCUGGGAUAUUCACUAAAUAGUGAUUUUAACUAAACCGUGAAUUUAUUGUUUGCUACAAAAUUGUAAUUCACUUGUCAAUUGCUGACAAUUGCCAAAAAACAUCUGGUGAUGAAUAAUUCUAUAAUAAGAUAAAUUCCAUCAACUCUAAGCUAAAUUCAGCUAUUCUAAAUAUUUUCAGGUUACUGCAUGUACUUUUAUAUCAUAUUGUUAUAAUUAUUUUGCAAAUAGCAGAUUUUCAGACCUCUUACACUGUAUUGACUACACUAAAAUAAUUACACAAAGCUUACAGUAACCCCCCCUUCCCCUCCCCCCGUCCGUCUAUGUGAACACCUACUGAAAACUGAAGAGCACUGCGCCAGAAUAUGUAUGGUGGCAAGAAAGAGUUAAUAUGGAGUUUUUUAUCUGGCUUUAGUUUAAGACAGGGGUGCCCAAAAUGUAGAUCUCCAUAUGUUUCAAAACUACAGCUUCCAUGAUGCUUUGUCAUUGUAAAGGCAUUCUAAAGGCACGCAAAGCAUCAAGGGAGUUGUAGUUCUACCUUUUGUACACCCAUGGUUUAAGAGGUUGCUGUUUAAGAUAGAAGUUCUAUUCUAUAGGUAGUUUAUAGGCAGAUUCCUGUAACAGGGCUGUUCCUGCUGGACCCCCUCUGUUUUUGCAUCAUUGUUGUCGUGGUGUUUGUGGGAUUUGAAGGGGCAACGUCAGGGUUAAUAGUAGAGGAUGGAUCUAAUGGAGAACAGUUAUCAAAACGGCCAGGUUGAUUAAGACUGACUACCAUUGGUUUUGGUUUUAUUAAAGUUAAUUGAACACGUUAAUAAUUACAUGUUUUAUUUAUUGUUAUAAUUUAGCAAUAAACACCACGGCCUAGCCCAUUAAAAGAAUUUUUUUUAAAUUUAUUUUUUUAAAUAAGAAGUUGUCUGUGCUUUCAAUUGAUCAGUUAGGGGUUGAAAAUAUUGCUUAAAGGGACACUCCAGACUUUACUUUGCCAAAGUGCUUUAUGUGUGAAGAGUUUGUCCUCUUUUUUGCAUUUUACAAAAAUUGCAGAUUUAAAUAGAAAUUUGCACUUUCAUAACUUAGCCUGAUUACACCCCCUGCCUGACAAUCAGACAACAGGCCCUGUUACUUCCUGGUUUGGUUAGCUCAGUGGAGCUAAACUCCAGAGCACCUGCCUUGUAAAGACUUCUCAUUGAGUUGCAAUGUCUGGGUGGGGUCACAAGGGGAGGUUUGCAAAGGCUUCAGACAAAAGAUCUGCAGUUUUUCAAGCUGUUUUUAAAUAUAGCCACAAUGAAAAAUGCAUAAUUACAUACAAGUUUUCAUUUGGUUUAUAUCUACUAAACAGUGAAUUAUAUAUUUUUUUAAUUUGAGAACUGGAGUGUACCUUUAAAUUGGCCACUUAUUACUACAGUUUAGUUCUAUUUCAGAAACAUCUCUAGAUUUUUGACAAAUUAACUGUCUAAUAUCAGGUCAUAAUAACCUAGUUGGAAAAUAGUUCAGCUGGAUAAUUUUUGUAUUUUAAGCAAUUUUCCAGUCCAAACAAAAUGAAAUUCUCUGUUAAUUUCUUGAUACAGCGAAAAUGAAAUUUUCAAUAGAAGAUGGUAGCAAAAUUGCCAUUGUAUCACCCCUGGCCAAUGCCUUAAUUAAUAGUUUAGAAUUUGCUCUUUUCUUCUCCACCCCUGCUCUCUCUUUCUCUCUACAGUACUAUCUCCCACUUCUGCCCUUCCCGUCUCUGCCAGUACUUAUUUGAGUCUCACUCUCUCCCCUCUCACUUCCAGCAGUCUCUCCAAAUAGUCUCAUGGUCCCCAUGUAUUCAAAUGUGAGCCUGACUUGCCCAGGAUGCAAUAAGACAAUGUCCUGGAAAAGUCACAAUCGAACUCUGGCGCCGGUGAAGAGAGUACACCAGUUACUAAAAAAUGUACGGUACAAAGAUGUGGAUAAUUACACGUGUUUCAGCAAGAGUGACCCAGUAUGUUCUGUGCAGCUACUAGUAAAAGGUGAGUUGAUUAAAGGGAAAUAAUCAAGUAAUGUAGAGGGGCACUAAUGCGAGUGGUCUGUGGGUGAGAUGUAACAUAAGACUAUAAAAAAGGGGAUUAAUAUUUACUAAAAUUAGUUAAACUUUCACACAGAGAAUGAGACCUUUUCUAAUAAAAGUGAUUACCUGCUAGAAAGUGAUGUUACCUUUGUGUGAGGCAGAAUAUCUUCGUAAAUGAGAUGACCUUUUAGUGUACUAAGCAUCUCCUAACGAAUAAACGACAAUUCAAUGAUGGAGUGUCUCUCUGUAUAGGGACCUGAAAAUAUGUGCAGAGCCACUUACAUUUAAUAGAGCUUCACAGCAGCUCCGAAUCUCUGAGCCGGUGUAAAGCUCUAUUGAAUAUGAGUGGCUCGCCACAAAUGUUUGGGUGCCUAUACAGAGAGACACUCCACCAUUAAACUUUCGUUUGUUCCUUUAUGUAUUUCAUAUAUAUCUACUGGAAGCAAACCAUCCACCAACUGUGAUCGGUUAUCAAUUCUUUAGCCAGAAAGAGAGACCCUUGGCAGGAUUGUUGCUGCUGCAUAUCUGCGGAACUGCUCUAGUGCUUGAUUCAGUGUUUAUAUUACAUCUCCUACCGUGUUUCUCCGAAAAUAAGACCGGGUCUUAUAUUAAUUUUAGUCACAAAAAACACACUAGGGCUUAUUUUCAGGGUAGGGCUUAUUUAUUUACGGUACCGGUAUGUACAUUGAACCCCACCUUUAAUUAAUCCACCCCCCCUUUAAUAAAUCCACCCCCCUCUAAUUAAUCCACCCCCUCUAAUUAAUCCAGCCCACCCUUUAAUUAAUUCACCCCCUCUAAUUAAUCCAGUCCACCCUUUAAUUAAUUCACCCCCCUUUAAUUAAUUCACCCCCCUCUAAUUAAUCCAGCCCACCCUUUAAUUAAUUCACCACCCCUUUAAUUAAUUCACCCCCUCUAAUUAAUCCAGCCCACCCUUUAAUUAAUUCACCACCCCUUUAAUUAAUUCACCCCCUCUAAUUAAUCCAGCCCACCCUUUAAUUAAUUCACCACCCCUUUAAUUAAUUCACCCCCUCUAAUUAAUCCAGUCCACCCUUUAAUUAAUUCACCCCCCUUUAAUUAAUUCACCCCCUCUAAUUAAUCCAGUCCACCCUUUAAUUCACCCCUUUAAUUAAUUCACCCCCUCUAAUUAAUCCAGCCCACCCUUUAAUUAAUUCACCACCCCUUUACUUAAUUCACCCCCUCUAAUUAAUCCAGUCCACCAUUUAAUUAAUUCACCCCCUUUAAUUAAUUCACCACCCUCUAAUUAAUCCAGCCCACCCUUUAAUUAAUUCACCACCCCUUUAAUUAAUUCACCCCCCUCUAAUUAAUCCAGCCCACCCUUUAAUUAAUUCACCCCCCUUUAAUUAAUUCACCCCCUCUAAUUAAUCCAGCCCACCCUUUAAUUAAUUCACCCCCCUUUAAUUAAUUCACCCCCUCUAAUUAAUCCAGCCCACCCUUUAAUUAAUUCACCCCCCUUAAUUAAUUCACCCCCCUUUAAUUAAUUCACCCCCCUCUAAUUAAUCCAGCCCACCCUUUAAUUCACCCCCCUUUAAUUAAUUCACCCCCCACCCCCUUUAAUUAAUUCAGUCCCAGACAUAAAAUAUCUACCGGUACUCACAUUUCAAAGUUUCCUUGCCGAGUCCGACCACUGGGAGCCUCACCGCCCGGAAAUGGAUCCUUCUGCUGAAGAUCCGUGAAGGCAGACUGACGGCGCUGCGAAAUGACGUCAUCACGUUGCGCGAUGCCGCGGCCCGCAACGCUCCUCCUACAGUAGAAGAAGGAAGUCUCGCCGCAAAGGUACAAUGCCUAGGUCUUAUUUUCGGGGUAGGGCUUAUAUUGCAGCCCACCCCGAAAAUCCGACUAGGGCUUAUUUUCGGGGUAGGGUUUAUUUUCGGGGAAACACGGUAGUAAGUGAGAUUACUUUUCAGUGAGUGAGCAAUCUCCUACUGGAUUCACCACAGAGAAAAUUCAAGGUAAAUUCAAAGAGAAUUUCAAAUUUAAGGUCAAAAUAGCCGAUCUUGAAAAAUUAUCAAAGUUGGCUAUGCUUUCAGUUAGUUUGCUCUGGACUUAAAUCUGAAAUUCUCUUUAAAUUCGCUUUGAAUUCUCACUUUGUGAAUGAGAUCACCUCUCUGCAAAGUAGACAUCUCAGAGUAAAUGAGAUUACUUUCCAGUGAGUGAGACCUCCCAUGGAAUGUGGAAAUACCUUUCAAUAAGCGAGAACUCUCAGAGAAAGUGGGCAAGACAUUUCGUAGUUAGUAAGAUUAUCGUUCAAUGAGUGAGAGCUCUCCUUUUAAAACACAUUGCCUUUUACCAAGCGAGAUCUCUCCCAGAAAGUAAUUUGCUUUCAAUGAAUGCUUCCAAGUGAGCGUGACUCUGUCUGUGUGAGUUCUGUAACAUACCUCUGCAUAGAGAGUGAGAGUUGAGGGGCGAUUUUGAUGGAUUUCUCUAUAUAAUCAGAUUCAUAUCCUGUUCUUUUCUCAGAAACAUUGGAAACCCCAGUGAUACAGUGUUACCUCCGGCACCCUAAAGGUAGAAUCACCUGUGAGUGGUCACCAAAGGAGAGACUUCCCAAAUGGGCCAAGACUACACUCAUUACAAAAAUAUUUAACACUAUGUAAGAAUGGUCCACAUAGAUCAAAAAACAAAUAAAGGAAUCCACACAAUACUAUUUAUUGUAAAUAAAUGUUUAUAUCAAGUGUUUGUUCUCCUUCUGUUCACAGCACUUCUUCUACAACCCAAAAGUGGCCUUGCACUUACAAUGGCACUUUAAACAAGGUUCAAUGUCACAUUGGAAAAAAGCUAAGCCAGAAUCCAAAAUUGUUCAUAUCGAUGUGUGUGACGAGCUUAUCCGAUAGCCGAGGGAGCGAAACUGAAUCCAUCCAUAUAAAACGUCUAGGUAUGUUUAAAUUAAGUAAAAUUGUGGGAGGGGUUUUGUUUAAAUAAAAAUGUCCUGUCUUGUAUAUCACUGAGACAACUGUAAAUUUAAAUAAAUAAAUGGCAUCACUCAUAGGACUUUGAACAGUGUUUUUUUCCAUUUAUAUAUUUUUAUUUAGAUGAGUGUGUAACAAAUGAAUGACAUCACUAGCUAUAGAAGUAGUGCGAGGAUAUCACACAUAAUAAAUAUAUAUCUUUCAACAACAGAUGCACAAUGUAUUCACUAGUGCAAGAAAAAAGGUAGGAUUAAGAUAAACUGAGAGAAAUCAUUUGCUUACAGCAUAAAACAGAAUCAAUACAAUGUGAAUCUUGAGCAAAUCUGAAAAACGUGGGAUUAAAAGACUUGAGCAUCCUGUAUCGCCGGCAAAUAUAUAUCUGUCUGUCUGUCUAUCUGUCUGUCUGUCAAAGCUCUGUUUAUAGGCAAAUUUAGGUACUUAGAUACAGCGCACUGAAACAUAAAAAUAAACCAGAUGUAAAUAAAAACCCCAAUGAACAAAGAAUAGACAGCGCCCUGCUCAUCGCCAUGCUCUUAUUAUGAUCAUCCUACUACCAGACUGGGAAUUAAACUCCUGUAACAAGACACUCCAGGAGUCUGGACUCUACAUCCAGAGCCAUCUACUCCACUGGCCUCAGCGAGAGCCCAUAUGCGUUGCCCACCUGUCCAAUUGCUUCUGGUGACCUUGUUGGCAUCUCAGAAGGGCACUGUUGCUUGGUAUUGGUCCUUGUAUUCCUCCAAAGUUUCGGGCAGCAUCCAAGGGGUCCCCCCCUGAAGACUCUCAGCCUGAGUAUGUGGCAGUGGGUGAUGAACCUGCUGUAGAUCCAGCUAAAAGAUAGUGGCUUGAGUGUCCUCUUGGGUUUCCCUAAUAUGGGCAAGACUAUCUAAUGUUCGGGGAACACUUGGCAGUAUUCCCUGAGACAGGAUAUAAUCUAGCUCUUUCAUCUCUGACAUUUGCAGUUGUCUGCAAUUUCAGCUAAAACACAUCAAAUAGGUCUCAGUUGAGCCUCUAUGUUUUAUGACAGACCUCUGGAUGCAUAGGAGUUUAUGGCUUCCUCCAUCUAGAGCAGGCAUUUGCACAAUACUUUAUGUUGCAUAGGCAUUAUGAAGACCAAGAAUUUAUCAGUGAUGCUGGAGAAACAUCGAAGUUAAUUUGCAGGCAUAACCCUCACAGGCAUAGGGGAAAGCAGGGAUUCGUACUUUGUCCUCUAAUUUUGGGCAAAUUAGCGUGGCGAGAUCGAUCGCUUCUACCACAUUUGGCAGCACCGGGUGGCCAAAGUCCACCUAAAAUAUUCAUUAGUGUCUUUUAGAAACAUAGAAUGUGACGGCAGAUAAGAACCAUUUGGCCCAUCUAGUCUGCCCAAUUAUGUAAAUACUUUCAUUAGUCCCUGGCCUUAGCACAACAUCCCCUGCAGUUUGAAUGCCUAAUAACUGCUUUAAAAAGUCAGCACAAUGGGCAAAAAAUUGCUUUUGUGCUGGGAGCUCUGUCUAAAUCCGGCUGACCAGCAUGACAGUCAGGGCGCAACCCCCCUUAAACAGUGUUUUUAAUGUGUCAAAUAAAGUGCACAACACCAAAAUUGCAGAUCAACAUUUUGACUUUAUAGGAUCAAUAUAAUCUUGACUCUGUAGAGUUGGAACGUUGAUCUGCAAUUUUUGUGUUAUGCAUUUUAUUUGACACAUUAAAAAACUGUUAAUUGUUUACAAUAGGCCGUUGAAUUAUUAGAAAAAAAAUGCACACCCGAGGUGGUAAAGCGGUCACGACACGAAGCAGAGUGGCCGUUACACCUUGGGUGUGCAUUAUUGUUUUCUAAUAAUUCAACGGCCUGGAGUUAAUUAUUCCGCUUAUACUACAGUUACCACACCUCGAAACAUUGUUCAGAUGAUGUAUUUCAAGACGUUUGUCAAGUUUUUGUCAUUAAAAAGCUCUUGUAUGUAGGACUAAUUUCUUACGCAACUGUAAUCCGGUCAAGACCUGUCUGGAACUACUUUAGCCGUGCGUCUCCAUGAAAAUAAUGCACACCUUGGAACGUUCGUCAACCAAUCAGAUUGAAACAUUUAACUGCCCUGUAGUAUAAUUAUAUACAAGCGUGGGUGAGCUAAUGUAAUGCUUAAAUAACAAUGAAUAAAAUGUUUUUUUUUUUCUUCACACAGUUCAACCAGACCCUCCCGUCAAUGUAACCAUAUCUCCUGUGAGAGGUGCACCCCGAAAGUUAUAUGUCUCCUGGAAGACACCUGAAUUGUGGACUGAACCAUUCUACCAAUUACACUAUGAGAUCCAAUACAGCGUUGAAAAUUCUCAAUACACCUCUAAUGUGAGUAUCAUAAAAGCAGCUUCCUUUAACAAAAUCAAACAAUGUCACCGCUGUGCACCCACACGAACGGAUAACCAUGUCACAAGGUUAUUUUUCUUAUCUGAACAGAUAUUGCCUUUUAGCCAAAACAUAUUCAUUUUCGACAAAAGUGAAACAGCAUCGUUAUGGAAAGAAGAACACCACUUUGAUGUUAGGAAGAGCUGACACCAUUGUUUCAUUUACAUACCUCCUCUGCACGGUGUUUUCUUUUCUGCAAUUUGUUUCGGUCUGUUUUGUGUAGAUUUCUUUCUUUUUUUUUUUCUUAUUCCGUUUUUACAAUUCUGCUUCCUUGAUAUCAUAAUCAUCAAAUGAUCUUCUUCUUAGCCACAUAGAAAUAUAGAGUGAAAAAAAGGCACAACGGGUGCAGAGACGAGAGUGAGAUGCAUAGAACUGCAGCACAGUUUAAAUGACAAAACAAAUGAGAAAACAAUACAUAUCUGAGUGGCAGCAUUGGGGCAAGAAAGUUCCAUGAAACCCCACAGCAGAAUAAAUGUGUUCAGUUACAUAUGACGGGUCAACCACACAUGUGCCCUUUAUUAAAAUGUACAGGAGUGGAUUGGGUGCAAUAUAUCCAACACUCCACAUACUACAUGCAAACUUCAUAUCACACAAUGUAUGCAUUCACAUCAUCAAUGUAUUUGCAGUCAUUCUACGUGGAUAAAUGAAUACAUUAAAGCGCAAAUUGUCACUAAAUCAAAGUGAGUUUAAUGUGAUUUUAACUUUUUUGGGGGGGAGGGGAAAUCGUCAAAUUUAAAAAAUUCUCCAAAUGUUUUUUUUUAAGUUUGGCAAUUUUGUCGGAAAAUGUCCAAAGCACUUUGAAUGCUCUUUGAAUUAUCAACAAUUCCCAGAAUAGCGAAUUACUCUUCAUAUACAGGCAUUCGUGGUAAGAUGGAUGAAAACAUGCAAAAAGGAAAUACUCUAACAUCCGCAUUGUUAUGAUAAUGGUAAAUGUAUUUUUAAUGCAGUGAAUUCAUUUGGAGUGUUAGUUAAAAAAAUAGAGGGGGCCAAAGAUUUCAAUGCCUAUGGGUCUCCGAGAUGAAAGAUGAGUCCUGCUUACACCAUAUUAUUAUAAGGAAGAAAAAUGGAAAAAUAUGAAAUAGUGGGUAAUAAACAAAAAAUAUAAAAUAUACAAUUUUGGCUGCCACCCCACUAAAUAUAGAUGACUUCAUAGAUAUGAUAUAUAAACAUAUAUAGGGGGCACAAAAUAUAUCAAAUUCAAGUAUUUAUUAAAAAACUAAAUAUAAGUAUGCACGGGUGUAUAGAAACUAGCAGAUAACGGGAAUAAACAAUAAAAAAAAAAAAGUUACAAAUUGUAUUUAACUCCUUGAAGGCCAACAGCACACCAAGCAUAUUAUGAUGUCAAUGGGAUUUAUUUCCCAUUGGUUGUUAAAGGAGAAUAAUCUAGUCUAGUAAUCUUAAUCAAAAUCUUGUGGUCACUACUCUAUCCUAAUUCUCCUUGACCUGUCUGCGGCUUUUGACACUGUUGAUUAUCAACAGCUUCUUCUCAUCCUCCGCAAUAUCGGUCUACAAGAUACUGCUCUCUCCUGGUGCUCCUCCUACCUCUCCCAGCGCUCUUUCAGUGUUUCUUUCUCUGGCUCUGCUUCUUCUCCCCAACUCCUCUCUGUUGGUGUCCCCCAAGGUUCAGUCCUUGGUCCCCUACUGUUCUCCAUCUAUACUGCCUCCCUUGGUAAACUCAUUAGCUCCUUUGGCUUCCAAUAUCAUUUCUAUGCAGAUGACACGCAAACCUGUCUUCUCCUGAUCUCUCCCCGUCCCUCUUGACUAGUAUCUCUGACUGCCUCUCUGUUUCCCUACUAUUUCUAACUGGAUGGCUCCCCACUUCCUUAAACUAAACUUGACCAAAACUGAAAUUCUGGUCUUUCCUCCCUCAAGUGUUGUUACUCCUGUGUCUAUCUGCCUCCAAGUCAAUGGUGCUACCUUCAGCUCCACCAAUGGUGCUACCUUCAGCUCGCUGCCUAGGUGUUCUCUUUGACUCCGACCUCUCCUUCAAGCCUCAUGUUCAAUCUGUCGCCAAAUCCUGUCAUUUCCAUCUCAAAAACAUUGCGCGCAUCCGCCCCUACUUAACGCCAGAUGCGACUAAGGUGUUGGUCCAUUCCACUGUCCUUUCUCGCCUUGACUACUGUAAUCCGCUUCUCAGUGGUCUUACGUGCUCCCAACUUGCGCCGUUACAGUCCAUAAUGAAUGCAGCAGCGAGGCUCAUCUUUCUGUCCGCCCGCACCUCCCAUGCCUCACCCUUCUGUCAGUCCCUACAUUGGCUUCCUAUAAAAUAUAGAGCUCAAUUUAGAAUUCUGGUUCUUGCUUUCAAAUCUCUACAUAAUGCUGCUCCCACCUAUCUAUUCUCCCUUAUACACAAGUAUGUCCCGUCUAGGCCCUUACGAUCUGCUGAAGACUUACGUCUAUCUUCUGUCCGUACUCCCACCUCUGAUGCUCGCCUUCAAGAUUUCUCAAGGGCUGCACCUUUCCUGUGGAACUCGCUUUCCUCCUCCGUUAGAUGCUCACCCAGUCUCCACUCCUUCAAAAAAUUGUUAAAAAAACCCACUUCUUCAUAAAAGUGUAUCAAUUAACUGUUAAUAGCUCCUGACUAAUUCCUCGUCUGCAACUGUCACUAGUCUAAUACUAUCCUUAGCUUUUUGUGUCAUUUUACCCCACUCCCUCUAGCAUGUAAGCUCAUUGAGCAGGGCACUCAACCCCUCUGCUCUUGUGUGUCCAACUUGUCUGGUAAUAACUACAUGUCUGUUUGUCCACCCAUUGUAAAGCGCUGCGGAAUUUGAUGGUGCUAUAUAAAUACCAUAAUAAUAAUAAUAAUAGUCAGAUUAACUAAUGGGGGAUUUUAUGGGCCAACUGCUAUCAAACAUAUGGAUAAAAAAAGAUUUAUAAUACAAAUAUUUACUUAUUUUGUUUGUUUCUGAGCACAAGUGUGUGCAUUACCUACACAAAGCACCCGUUUUAGUUACACAAAAUACAAAAAGUACGUUCUGAUUAAUUUCUCUUGCACUUUGUACAGGUAUCAGCCACAGAAACCUAUUACAUGAUUGAGGACGCUGUGAUGGGGAGAAAACACAGAGUAAUGGUGCGUGCUCAGGACGAAUUCAAACACGGAUUAUGGAGCAGUUGGAGCGUGGCGGCAGAAGGCACCCCUUGGAAAGGUAGAAAACCCAAUGGUCAGGCUGGGUCGCAUGCAGAGUCUGGACACUCUGAGCUAGGGCUACCCUACUGCUUCAUAUAAAGCAGGGGUGCCUAAAAUUUAAGCUUCCACGAUGCUUUGCUAUUAAAAGUGUGCAAUGCAUCAUGGGACUUGUAGUUCUACAACAUCUAGGGAUCUACCUUUUGGCCACCCCUGAUAUAGAGUGUUAUAUGGGGGUGUAUCUGGCACUCGUGGCGGAAAUGUAUUAUUGGUACCCCCUAAACUGUAGAUUUGUGUUUUGUAAGGGAAAUUACAAACACAUUCAGUUACUAUGCUCAGUGGCAUGCGGAGGGGGCGGUCUGCCCCGGGUACAACCAGGGUGCCACAAGGGUCUGGGAGCUGGAGGGGGCUGUGUGAGCUGUACGGCCGCACAGUGCCCCAUGGUAGUUAGGGUGCCGUGCGGCCAGAACAGCUCACACACGCAAAGAGCAGCUGAACUGGCUGCACGGAGGUAAAGCGGGGCGGAGCUAACACAAAUCGGGGCAGAGCCAAAUUGGCAGCGGGGGCAGGGCUUAAUACAGCCCUUACCAGUUACUGCUCUUACUGCUGCACAUGGAGGAGCAGUAAGAUGGAAUCCCUGCCUCUCCACAGGCUUCAGGGAAUCCAGUCCUCCUCCAGCCCACUGUCUGUAAGUGAUAGUGUGUGACUGUGGCAGUGUGUGUGUGUAUGUAUGUGUGUGUGUGAGACUGUCUGCCUGUAACUUUGUGUGUAUGUGUGUGUAUGUGUCUGCCUGUAAGUGUGUGUGUAACUCUCUGCAUGUGACUGUAUAUGUGACUGUCUGGCUCUGACUGUGUGUGACUACCUGUAACUGACUGUGUGUGUAACUGUCUGCCUAUAACUGUGUGUGUGACUGCAUGUGACUAUGUAUGUGUGACUGUCUGCCUGUGACUGUUUGAUGUUGCCUGUAAACGUGUGUGUGAUUAUCUGUCUGUGACUGAGUGCAUGUGACUGUCUGCUGCUGCCGUGUGUGUGUCAAUGUAUAUGUCUGCCUGUAACUGUGUGUGACAGUAUGCCUGUAACUGUGUGUGUGACUGUCUGCCUAUAAAUGUGUGUGUGUGUCUGCAGGGAUUUUGUAAAAGGGGGCAGGGGAUUUGUAUUGGGACAGGAGUCUUUACAAGGGGGGAUAAGCAGGGGAUUUGUGAAAGGUGGUUGUGGGGUUUUUGUAGAUGGGGGGCAGUACAGGAUUUGUAGAAGUGGGCAGGACAGGGGUUUUAAAGGAGGGUGUGGGGAAGGACAAGGGGUUUGUAGGAAGGGCUGACGGUGGUUUUGCAAAGUUUACAAAUUGUAAAAAAAAAAAAAACUUCACAUUUUUUUUACAGGUUUUUUUUUGGGGGGGGGAGGAGGCGAGGGGGUGCCAAGCACAGGAUCCGCCCCGGGUGCUAAAUGCUCUAGGUACGCCCCUGACUAUGCUACAUGCUGUUGAAGUGUUUUACCUUUUUUCCUUUGUCUGUUCCUUUGCUUCCUUUUUCCCCUCCUCUUCAAUUAAAGGGAUCCUAUAGUGCAGGAAAAACAAACCCGUUUUCCUGGAACUAAACGGUUAAUAGGUCCCCUCCUCCCUCUGAGCCACACUCACGCUGGGCUGAUGACCUCUCCUCCCCCUGCCAACGUCAGCUCCCGAGUGGAACCAAAUGCGCAUGCGUGGGCAGAGCCGCGCACGCAUUCAAACCGCCCAUAGGAAAGCAUUACUCGAUGCUUUCCUACGGACGUCCAACGGGAGUUCAAUGCGAUUUUUACACUGAGAAUCGCGGAAGCAGCCUCUAGCGACUGUCAAGGAGACAGCCACUAGCGGCUGAAUUAACCCUGCAAUGUAAACACAGAAAUUUCUCUGAAACUAUUACAGCUGCAGGGUUAAAACUAGAGGGACCUGGCAUCCAGACCACUUCAUUGAGCUGAAGUGGUCUGGGUGACUAAAGUGGUCAUUUAAGCUAUAUCAUGGCUGCUUUAAUUUGUAAUAAAUAGCUUUGUAACAAUAUGAUUUCAUUCCAUUUCAGUAUUGUGCCUUCAGUUUAUCGAAUGCCUUUGAUAAAUAAAAAAGAAUACUAUGUAUAUAAAUGUGUGCGUUCAAACUUUAGAAACGUUGGUGAAUAACAUUAACCGGGAAUCAGCAGGUUUCGCACUUUCAGACUGUGAAAUUUGGAAUUUGCAUGAAAAACCAGAAACCAUUGAAACCAUACCAGUAGUUCCUUUAAUGUUUCUGAAAUGUGUGAAUUUUUUUAGUAUGAUUUAUUGCAGAUUAAUUUCCAUAGAAAUUUGCAGUUUCAGCAAAGCCUGCUUAUGUAAAUCUCAGAAGGUCAGAAUCUAAAAGCUGAUCUAUUUCAAACUGUUCUGAGCGCGGAGAGAUUAAUACUUUUUAUGGUGUUAAAUAUAGUUUUGCUUUGUUUGUUUUGUGUUUAUCAAAUUUUCCCUACUGUGUACUUUAAGUUCCUUAAAAAUGUAUAAGAGAUUUUUUUGUUAAUAUAAAACGUAAAACGUGGUGGAUGCAAUGAAGCUCCAUCUAGCAGAGCAGUGGUGUAUUUUCGAUUUGUGCUGCCCUUGGCACAACUAAUAUCGGCACCCCCAAAAUCUAAAUUUUCCCCCCCAAUUCGUGUCAAGGCCAUUUUUUUGACUGACAGAAACAUGCCCUCAUUGAUACAUGCACUGAUAUACACUCAGUGACAGACACACACUGACACACCCACUCACUGACAGGCACACACUCUCAGAUACACAUAAAAUGACAUACACACCCAUUUUCACUCACAGACACACACUGACAGCUACACUCACUCACUCACAGUAAGGUGGACAGCCCCAGAACACGAGGCAAACAAUGCUUGGGGUGGCAUUUUGUGGCAUGCCCCCCCCCAAAAGUGCCACCCUAGGAAAAUGCCUUGUUUGCCUUGUGGUAAAUACAUCCCUGCACAUACCCACACACAGAUACAUGUACAUACUGACACACACAUAUACCCACACACAGACAAACAUACACACUGACACACAGUUCUUACCUUUAGGGUGCAGGGGGAUGGCUUCUUGUCCUGGAUGAGGCUGAUGGGAGUCUGAGCCUGUCAAAGCUCACUAUCUGCAUAUCUAUCUCCCUUCUCCCUCUCUGUGCCUUCUCCAUCCUUGUAGCACUGGCUGACGACAUUAAAGGGCCCUUUAUCAAAUCUGCCUGCUUAUGGUUUUUGCCCUUAGUGAAUGGGCUAACCGAUAGGCCCCCAAUGCCCACAUCUUCUGAGUGCUGUCCUGUGCGUGGCUUUAUGUGCAAAUCAAGCCUCCCAGCUGCUUUAGUAUUUUGCCUAUGUCUUGGCUGUUCGUCGCCUACCGAUGCUUGCUCCCGUGCAGCCGCACCGAUGCAUCAUCACUCCAUCCCCGUAGUUAUGCUACUGAUGUUUAGUGACCAUUCUGAAACAAAUCUACAGGUCAUGUACGUAUGGAAACAACAUUUUAAAUAUUUAGUGUUAUGUGUUUUUAUGUUAGAAAUAGGCAUCCACUCACAAAGGACAGAGAGAACACAUUUCAAUACUUCCCCAAAUUGUGCAAUUUGGGGAAAUUCACUAGUAGCUUUGAGGCUGGUGAGUUAUUCCUAAGUACAGCGUUUCCUUUAUCUUCAGCAGCUGAUGUGUAUGUUUGAUAUUUCAGAUAACCCAUUUUAUUAAUAUUUUUAUUUUUUUUGCAGAUGACAUGCAAACUUUGCCAACACAGGUGAGUAAGGGACUGUAGGCUGUUAAAUUAUUGAUGGUGAAAAAAAAAAUCAACACAAUUUUAAAUAUAAUUUCUUUCCUAGGAUCCUUCUGAAAAUGACAUAACGUUCUUCACAACGUCAGAAGAUGAUUACUCCACGGAAACUGAGGAUGGUGAGUUGACUGAAUGAAAGUUUUAUUGUCCAGUGCACUGGUUCCUAAAGGGACACUACAGGCAUCCAGACCAGUUCAGCUCAUUGAAGUGGUCUGGGUGCAUAAUCCCAGGUCCAUUAACCCUGCAAAGGUAAUUAUUGCAGUAUUUAAUAAACUUCAAUAAUUACCUUUGUGGGUUAACUCCACCUCUAAUGGCUGUCUACCAGACAGCCACUAGAGGGCCUUCCGGGGCAUAAGGUGACUUUUGGUCACCUAACUGAUGCUGGACGUCCUCAUAUGGGAAGUCCUGAUGCGAGCGCUGCUAUUGCCACGCAUCCACCUUAGGUCUUUGCCACCGGCUGUUGUUGGGGGGGAGCAGUGAAGGUGGACAUCAGCCAUUGACUCAGGUAAGUAACAUAAGGUUUUCUUAAUCCCAUUCUGCAUCAAGGGGAGGGAGGGAAGGCACUAUAGGGAGAUAUAGUGUCAGUCGGGUGAUUGGUCGAUUUCCUGAACUUCAAGCUAAAAUGUAACCAAAUCAUGAACUGACCUGAAACGCCCAAUGGCUGAGCAUGUCAAUUUAGUUUUGUGAUUUAGAGAAAGAGAAUGUGGAUGGGAGAAAAGAGAUGAUUGACAGUAACCAGGGGACAGUAACUAAAUGUUGAUUUUAUUCACAGCAAUAAAGGAAAAAACAGGAGAACCAGUUAAAAAAAAUAAAUCCAUAUUUUAUAUAUUCUUCAAUUAAAAAAAUCAGCUCACUGAGCCAUUAUUUAUGGGUGAACCCAAUAAAAUGACAUGGGGAUCCAAUUUUGUGUUCCUACCCAAACCUUAACAGUCACUGGUCCGCCAUAUUUCUCUAAUGGAAUGUAUGGCUUAUAUUGCUACAAAUUCCUUCAUCUCCUUUCAUAAAGUAUUAAAAACCUUUAUUACCUGUCGCCAGUGAUUCUGUGUGCCGGGGGCCAUGGGAACCCCUCAGUGAUUCUGCAGUAGAUGGCAAAUUUGUAAAUGGUGGUUAAGCGGAUUAUAUACGCAAUAUUUCUUAAAAGAAAAAAAACUACCACAACAAGAGGACAUAGUCUUAAAUUAGAGGAACAAAGGUUUAAAAAUAAUAUCAGGAAGUAUUACUUUACUGAGAGGGUAGUGGAUACAUGGAAUAGCCUUCCAGCUGAAGUGGUAGAGGUUAACACAGUAAAGGAGUUUAAGCAUGCGUGGGACAGGCAUAAGGCUAUCCUAACUAUAAGAUAAGGCCAGGGACUAAUGAAAGUAUUUAGAAAAUUGUGCAGACUAGAUGGGCCGAAUGGUUCUUAUCUGCCGUCACAUUCUAUGUUUCUAUGUAAUAUGUGUUAAAAAAUGUAAACUAUGAAAAUAGAGCAGAUAACAUGUUCAAAUGAUCAGAAAAUACAUAAUUUCUUUCCAAUGAGUUUUUUUUUUUCUUCUUACAUUCACCUGUUUAGAUGCAAAAUUAAAUAAAAAUCUAAGUUAUAAAACAAUAACCACUAGUUUAGUGUCUGCAUCUCAUUUGACAUUGACUCUGUCCUUCCAUUUCUUGCUGCAGAAGAGACUCCGGUGAAGACUGUAGUUCGUCGGUACACACUCCUCGUGGUUGGCGUCAAUUUAGGAAUUUUUAUUAUACUGUUCAUGGUGAUAACGAUGAGGUAAGUAAAUGAUUUGUGGACAUUGCUAAGACUCUAGAUAAGAAUAUAAGUCAUACUUUUAUUGUGGUCUGCUUAGCAAUAGUGUAACCUAAUUGAAGGAACACUUUAGGUACCAUAAUCAUUAAAGCUUGUGGAGUGUCCCAGUAUUAUAUAUUAAAUGGUAUUACCAUGGUUUGACACUUAUCUGGGUCCCACCCAGCAUCUGUUCUGCUUCCGGUCUUCUUGAGCAGGGGUUUAAUGAGUUCCUGUAUUGAACAAAACUAAUGUGUGACCUCUCAGCAUGGGUGCAUGGUGCGCUCCUCGGUCAUUUAUCAAACCCUGCUAAAAUAAUAUGACAGAUUACUCUGGGACAGGGCCAGGAGACUCCAAGCACAAACACAGGAGUGUACUUUAAAAACAUUUUGUGUUAUACAGUUAGCAAAGCAAUCUGCAUGUGUUUUAUAUUUAGACCUAUGAGAAGCAAAUGGUUUUGCACUCUAAAAGGUUUAAACUGAAAGCAACGUUUUUCUUCCCAUUUUUAAGCUAAUGACUACGAUACUUUUUGUACUUGCUUUUUCUGUACUUGCUGACACAGUGCAACGGCCACUUCUGUUUCCUAUAACAAACAUCUGGAAGCUCAGUUUUCUUUUGGGGAAUAGAACACAUUUCUGGCCUUAUCAAUGUGUACCAAAGAGACGGAUUGUGCUUCACUGAUACUGACAGUGCAUCUCUAUGGUUUAUGGUGGGAACCGUGGGAAUUAGCUCUGCCCAUCAGGGACAGACAAAUCUCCAGGUGAUAGGAGAUGCAGGUAUAGUAAAAGAUAAUCACUUGUAAACUGCAAUUAUCAGAAAAAUAGAAAUACAAUAGUGACCUUUCAUUUACACAGAGAGAAUAAAAAAUGUCACUGAGUUUUGAAGAACCUUUUGAUCAGGAUGUGGUUUUAAGAUUCCAGGGAAAUUAGGAAAAGUGUGAAAUCAUGAAAUCAAUGCUCAUAUACUUUGUCGUGAUUUCUUGUUUAAUUUCAGAGUGCAAAAGGUUCGAUGGCAACUAAAAUUAAAAGGGAGUAAGUUAAGGAAGCUUUUUUCACCAUUUGGAGCCAAAGGAGACACGGUUAAAACCGAUUCUAUCCUCAUGACACCAUGUGCAUCGCCAACUACAGAGACAAAUUUAAUUCCCACAGAUCACACAGACACAUGAUCUGGACUUUUGGACAAUAUUUGUAUCGUACAAAUGACACAAGUUUGGGAGACUGGAAAUACAUACCUGCAUUUGAGACUGCAAUGCCAGUGACGGGGGCCAGGCAUAUUUCUUUUGUUAAUAAACACUUUUAAUUUUAAUAGACACCUCAAGAGUUGUCAUGUGGGUGAUAUGGACCGUGCUCAUGCUUGCUUCUUGCAUGUUUAGGGUCAAAUGUACAAAAAAAAAAAAAAAUUUCUUGUUCAGUUUUGUUUAUAGAGGAGGAUUUUAGUGCAAACAUUUGAUCUCCAGCCAAGGUAACAAAAUUCAUUACAUGGUGGCGCAUCCAGAUCACAAAACUGAUUAGCUGUCUGAAACUGCAAUCUGUAUAUUAUCAAAGUGGUCACAUAUCUAGGUCAGUGUAUGUUUACAGAACAUGGAUUCAGGUCAGCUUAGCGGUCAGGCUUUGCUACCAUAUCAAAACUAUCUCCUCUACUGUCUUCGGAAACCACUGCAAAGAUCCAGA
Pelobates cultripes (western spadefoot toad) is the source of this 27936-nucleotide messenger RNA. The record is from the annotation of a GenBank genome assembly. NCBI's taxonomy places the organism in Eukaryota, Metazoa, Chordata, Amphibia, Anura, Pelobatidae.